CGCUGCCUGCGGGCCCGCGCCGCGCCCAGCCGGCGCCCAGGAAACCCAAAACAAUCGAGUACGUCUUGUCAAGAUUUUGGGGACCCUGUCUUCAAGGCUAGAAGCAAGUCUGCACUGCACCCAUGUGCCCAUGCGUGAAGAGUUAGGUCGGAGCGGGCGCAGAGGGCACCGCCACGUGCCCCGAGCCAAUGUGCUCCUAUGAGCUACAAGCCCUGCCUUCCAGUGCUGGUGGUGACCGGCCGUGUUCACAGAAAUAUCCUGAAAGACAGAGUGGCGAUGAAAAGGUGAAGAAAUCUGUGUCUGGGGCACAAGAAGGAAUCUGGCCGGGUUUUUAUGAGCUGAGCUACUCCCACAAUGAGGGGGCCGGGCUAGGGAUGGUUGGCCAUGGAGAAGUUGUGGGAAGCUUGUCCCCCAGGGGAUGGGGGGUUUAUUUCCAAUAAAGGAGACUUCAAACCAGAGGAGGACGAUGACAACCAAAACCCCGGUGGUGGCAUGGGAAGAACAGACUUUAAAAGUGAGCCGGAGGACCCGAGGCAGGCCGACCGUGGGGAGCUGGCCGGGAUGCAGGCAGACUGUGCCUGCCGGCCGCCUCCCGAGAGCGAGGAUGACUGCGGCGCCCUCUUCUCCCAGUACAGCAGCACGCUCUACAGCGUGGCCAUGGAGGCCGUGGCCCAGAGCCUCCUCUCCAGCCGGCACGCCAGCUCCAGGAAGAAGUCUCCCGCUUGGAAGCAUUUCUUCAUCUCUCCUCGAGACAGUACCAAGGCGAUAUGCACAUACUGCAUGAAGGAGUUCAGCCGGGGCAAGAACGAGAAAGACCUGAGCACCAGCUGCCUCAUGAGGCACGUGAGGCGGGCCCACCCCACCAAGCUCCUGCAGGAGGACGGAAGCCUGUCGUCGGGGGCCGCCUGCCCCUCCCCCUCGGCCCUGCUCCCACCCCCGCCCACCGACGGUGGGGACCUUGGCACCACACUGUCGCCCAACAGACUCGUCCAGAAAAUGGCCCCUAAGAUCCCAUCCCCUGACCGAGUGAAGGAGGAGUCCGUGUCUGUGGUCUUCUCUGAGGAGGCUUCCUCCGAUGUGGCCAUCGCUGAGAAGUAUGGCCGAGAUGAGGCCCUGGCCGGGGCCCUCCCCCACCUCCCCGCACUCCAUGGCGACGAAGCUGCAGAGAACAUGGCCGAGAGGAGCUUGGCCCUUCCAAAGGGUUCGUCGGGGUCCAGGCGGCGGUCAGCCGUCUGGAAGCACUUCUACCUGUCCCCCCUGGACAGCUCCAAAGCGGUGUGCGUGCACUGCAUGAACGAGUUCAGCCGCGGGAAGAACGGCAAGGACCUGGGCACCAGCUGCCUCAUCAGGCACAUGUGGAGGGCCCACCGCUCCAUCGCGCUGCAGGAGAACGGGGGUGGCGCCAGCAUUCCGCCCCUGUACCCCGCGCCCCCCACCCUCCUGCCCACCCUGCUGCCUCCCGAGGCGGAUCCAAGCUCGGGGGUGCUGUCGCUGGGGAAGCUGGUGAGAGGGUGCCCUUCUGCCGCCUCCUCCCCAGACAGGCUGGGCGAGGACCCCGGGGACGUGUCUGUGUUGUCGUCCUCUGACGAGCUCGCCGAGGCAUCCCUGCUGUCCUCUCUGGAGAAGCGGCCGGCGGGCCCGGUGAGUCCCCGGCAGGGGCCGGGGGGGAUCUUCCAGCAGAACAAGAAGGUCAUGAGGAGGCUCAAGUCGGAGGUGUGGCACCAUUUCUCGCUGGCCCCUAUGGACAGUCUGAAGGCCGUGUGCCGGUACUGCGGCUGCGUCAUCAGCCGAGGGAAGAAAGGGGACGUGGGCACCAGCUGUCUGAUGCGGCACCUGUACCGACGCCACCCAGAGGUGGUGGGGGGCCAGAAGGACCUCCUGGGUGCGAGCUUGGCAAACCCUCCGUAUGCCACGUUGGCUUCUGCAGAAAGAGCCUCCAAACGGAUAGACUUGCCGACAGCGGCCAGAAGAAAUAGCCCAUUCCUCUUCCCCGUAAGCAGCAAGAAGACCUCCAAGCUGUGGAACCACUUUUCGGUUUGCUCCGCGGACUCCACCAAGGUGGUGUGUCUGCACUGCGGCCGGACCAUUAGCAGGGGCAAGAAGCCCACCAACUUGGGCACCAGCUGCCUCCUGCGCCACCUGCAGCGGUUCCACAGCCACGUGCUCAAGGCCGACGCCCCCGAGGCUGCGGAGCCCCGUCCCCCUGGCGUCCGCGCGCCCCCGAGCAUGGAGCCCUCGGAGCCCUCCCUCAGCAAGCCUGCUGAGAAGUUUUAUGACUCUCAUCCAGUUGCCAAAAAAAUCACAAGUCUCAUAGCAGAAAUGAUUGCACUUGACCUCCAGCCAUACUCUUUCGUGGACAAUGUGGGCUUUAACCGGCUGCUCGAGUACUUGGAACCCCAGUACACAUUACCCUCCCCGUCCUACUUCUCCAGGACAGCCAUCCCGGGCAUGUACGACAGUGUGAAGCGGAUCAUCAUGUCCCAUCUGAAGGAGGCCGAGAGCGGAGUGGUCCACUUCACCUCGGGAAUUUGGAUGAGUAGCCAGACCCGCGAGUACCUGACCCUGACUGCGCACUGGGUCACCUUCGCGCCCUCCGCCCACUCGCACUGUGAGGACCACCACUGCUCCGCUCUGCUGGACGUGUCACAGAUCGACUGCGACUACAGCGGCAGCGGCAUCCGCAGGCAGCUGCAGUGCUGGUGGGAAGCCUGGGUGACCUCCAUCGGCCUCCGGGUUGGCAUCACCGUCACUGACAACCCCAGCAUCGGCAAGACACUGAGUGAGGGCGAGCACUCCAGCGUGCAGUGCUUCAGCCACACGGUGAACCUGAUCGUGAGCGAGGCCAUCAAGAGCCAGAGGAUGGUGCAGAACUUACUGAGCACUGCGCGGAAGCUCUGCGAGCGCGUGCACCGCUCGCCCAGGGCGCGCGAGAAGCUGGCGGAGCUGCAGAAGGAGUACGAGCUGCCACCGCACCCGCUGAUCCAGGACGUGCCCUCCCGGUGGAGCACCUCCUUCCACAUGCUCGAGCGGCUCAUCGAGCAGAAGAGGGCCGUCAACGAGAUGUCGGUUGAGUGCAACUUCAGAGAGCUCAUCAGCUGCGACCAGUGGGAGGUGAUGCAGUCCGUGUGCCACGCACUGCGGCCCUUCGACACGGCAAGCCAGGAGAUGAGCGCCCACGUGUCCACGCUGAGCCAGGUCAUCCCCAUGAUCCACAUCCUCAGCAGGAAGGUGGAGAUGCUGUUUGGGGAGACGAUGGGCAUUGACACCAUGCUGAAGUCGCUGAAGGAAGCCAUGGCAAGCCGCCUGUCCGCCACCCUCCACGACCCCAGGUACGUCUUCGCCACCCUGCUGGACCCUCGCUACAAAGCCUCCCUCUUCACAGAGGAGGAAGCGGAGCAGUACAGGCAAGACUUAAUCAGGGAGCUAGAAAUACUGAAUUCUACCUCAGAGGACACGGCUACCUCCAAUGGCUGUGACUCAGGGUCCCCAUCGAAAGACUGCAGCGGGGAGGAGAGUCUGUGGUCACUGGUGGCCAAAGUGGAGAGGAGAGAUGGGAGGGAGAAGCUUCCUGAAGACAUGGUGCUGGCGUACUUGGAGGAGGAGGUGCUGGAUCACAGCUGUGACCCACUUACCUACUGGGGCCUGAAGCGCGCCUCCUGGCCUGGGCUGUCCACCUUGGCGGUCAGGUUUCUGGGCUGUCCCCCAAGUACCGUCCCUUCGGAGAAGCUGUUCAGCACGCCCACGGAGGCUGGUGGCUGCGGCCAGCCCAGGCUCUUGACAGAGCAUUUUGAAAAACUCAUCUUCUUGAAAGUGAAUCUCCCCCUGAUAUACUUCCAGUAUUGAACUCGCCAUGGCACCUGCAGACUGGAGGUGUUCUAAGUAGCGCUGGCUGCUUUACCGAGGCUGUGGCCUGCCUAGCAGGCCAUGGAGGCCGCAGACCAGGCAUCAGGCCACUUGCCGCCGUCCCAUCCGCACGUGCCUUACUCCUCCUGUGGGCCAGGUGUCGCCGUGCCGUGUUCCAGACGUCACUAGACACAGCCUGUCUUGUCCCUUAUGAAAUAGGAUGAUCAGGUUUUAAUUCCUAACUGUAAAGAUUUUUAAAACUUAAGGAUAGUCAUUUGUUUUCUAGAAUGCAGAGAAGAUGUAAAUAAUUUUAUUCUAUAGGCUUUUUAUUCAAUUGUGUAAAAAAAAAAAAAAAAAAGCAAAAAAAAAACCAAAUCAGGUGCUGUAUUUCAGUUCAAUGUCGCUUUGUUUGCAACAAGACAGCUUUUUUUGCUGUCAGACAAACCCUGUGAGCUGGAGGAGGUGGCGAUGAGGCCGUCCUGAGCGGCUCUGUACCGCAGGCCCCCGGGUGUGUGGAGGGGGCUGAUGUGUGCUGCAGCCAUGACACAGCAUUUGAACGCAAAGCUGAGCUUAGACGUGCAGCACCAGUGGAGUGGUGGCCUGGUCCCAGCACCUCCCCAUCACAGGUGUUUACCUUCAGGUUUUACAGGUAACUCAGAGAUAACCCAACUAUUUAUCAUGAGCUCCUUGAAAUUGGAUCCGCGUCGGUAAAUUCUACCUAGGAUUUAGCCAGUGCGUGGUAACGCUACGUUUACAGCGGACGCCUGUGGGUCAGACCUCCACGCCUGUGAUGCGUCUGUGCUGUGAUACAGCAGUGUGUGCACUGACCCCAGUGUGCUCAGAUCCAGCCCCAGGCUCCCCGGGGGCCAGGGCUUCUUGGCAGGGAAAGUGUGCACUGGGGAUGGCUAAUGCACUCGGACUUAGUUCUGUGACCGGAAAAGCAGCCAUCACUGGGGAACCCAGAAUCCAGCAGACGUCCGAUGAGAUAGCCCUUGUCAGCUUCUCUUAACAAUGUCUUUAUUUUCUCAUUUCACAUCAGUCACAUAGUCCAAGUGAGGCUCAUCACUCACCCGCCAUGACCUUCACAAGUCAUUGUGUUACAAUACUGUACCUCUGCUCAAUGAAAUUUGCCUGGACUAUGCUUUAGUGUAUUUAUAAAUGGUGAACUCAGUUUCUGAAAUUAAACUUUUUAUUUGCAA
This is a messenger RNA of Dipodomys spectabilis (banner-tailed kangaroo rat), 5042 nucleotides long. RefSeq names its product zinc finger BED-type containing 4 (gene Zbed4). The transcript is spliced from 2 exons. Gene Ontology annotation, molecular function: protein dimerization activity; DNA binding. The record is from RefSeq and is a predicted model, not a curated record. Lineage: Eukaryota; Metazoa; Chordata; Mammalia; Rodentia; Heteromyidae. The coding region runs from base 385 to 3843 and encodes 1152 amino acids.